Messenger RNA from Lampris incognitus (smalleye Pacific opah), 3196 nucleotides. It is a transcript of the gene fzd7b, whose product is annotated as frizzled class receptor 7b. Gene Ontology annotation, molecular function: Wnt-protein binding; Wnt receptor activity. Gene Ontology annotation, cellular component: plasma membrane. The record is from RefSeq and is a predicted model, not a curated record. The coding region runs from base 578 to 2254 and encodes 558 amino acids. NCBI's taxonomy places the organism in Eukaryota, Metazoa, Chordata, Actinopteri, Lampriformes, Lampridae. Gene Ontology annotation, biological process: non-canonical Wnt signaling pathway; canonical Wnt signaling pathway. The transcript has a single exon.
CGAGGGAGGAAUAACUUAUGGACUCACUUCGGUUAUUCAAUCAAAAACCGACUAAUAUUUACGAAAAAGGAAACUUUACGAUCCGCGCAUUUUAUCCUCUUUCUGACUUAGCGGUGGGGACAAAAAAGAAAAGUGAUGCGGAGUUGGGAGACUUGGAUUUCUUUGCAUGCGGUGUAAAAGCUGACGAGGGGGCUCGGAAGAAAUCAUUAUUUCACCCCGCAGCGCAAUAAGGUCAGCUAACUAACCGGCCAGCAACUUCACUCGAGGCGCUUUGGAAACUUUUUCUUUUCUUCGGGAUUAUAAUUCACUGUAUUCGGCCCGAAAGUGGAGUAUGAAUAAAUCCUGUAAUCCACCAUUUUCUUGGAGAGUUACGAAAACUGCCCUGGAAUAAGGAAUGCAGCAGACGGAGUGACUCUGAAGGCGUCCGGGGAAAAAAGACGAGUCGGUUCCGUUUCACGCAGCGGCAAAAAUCAGCGCUACCUUUUUUAUUUUGUUUGUCGACGACUAACGAUUAUAUAAUUAUUCGGAGUUUUGGUUAACUAUUUUCUCCAGUUGGAGUAAACCGGCUGCUGGUAUCAUGGCGGUGGGGGGAAGCUGGCGGUGCCUUUGGAUAACGGGCUGCGCGCUGGUGGCGGUUCUGGUUCUGGUUCCGCCGUGUGCGGGGCAGUACCACGGAGAGAAAGGCAUCUCAAUCCCCGAACACGGUUUCUGCCAGCCCAUCUCCAUCCCUCUGUGCACCGACAUCGCCUACAACCAGACCAUCAUGCCUAACCUUUUGGGUCACACCAACCAGGAGGACGCCGGGCUGGAGGUCCACCAGUUCUACCCGCUGGUGAAGGUGCAGUGCUCGAUGGACCUCAAGUUUUUUCUGUGCUCCAUGUAUGCCCCGGUGUGCACGGUCCUGGAGCAGGCCAUCCCCCCGUGCCGUUCCCUGUGUGAGCGUGCACGGCAGGGCUGUGAGGCUCUCAUGAACAAAUUCGGGUUCCAGUGGCCGGAGCGGCUGCGCUGCGAGAACUUCCCUGUGCACGGCGCAGGGGAUAUCUGUGUGGGUCAGAACACAUCAGACACCGACGUCCCCACAUCAGAUCCCACCCCCAAGAUCCCUGACCCUGUGACCUUGCCGCCAUUCAUCGGCCGCCCCGCCCAGCCCUUCUCCUGCCCCCUGCAGCUCCAGGUGCCCUCAUACCUCAACUACCAGUUCCUGGGAGUGAAGGACUGUGGCGCGCCCUGCGAGGUGUCCAAGCCCAAUGGACUCAUGUAUUUCCGUGAAGAGGAGUUGAAAUUUGGCAGGUUGUGGGUCGGUAUUUGGUCGAUUUUAUGCUGUGUGAGCACCCUGUUCACCGUGCUCACAUACUUGGUGGACAUGAGGCGGUUCCGCUACCCGGAGCGGCCCAUUAUCUUCCUGUCAGGGUGUUACUUCAUGGUGGCUGUUGCCUACACGGCUGGUUUCCUGCUGGAGGACAAGGUGGUGUGCAUAGAUAAAUUCAAAGAGGACGGCUACAAGACGGUGGCCCAGGGCACCAAGAAAGAGGGCUGCACUAUUCUCUUCAUGAUCCUCUAUUUCUUUGGCAUGGCCAGCUCCAUCUGGUGGGUUAUCCUGUCGCUAACGUGGUUCCUGUCAGCGGGGAUGAAGUGGGGCCAUGAAGCCAUUGAGGCCAACUCCCAGUACUUCCACCUGGCGGCCUGGGCCGUCCCGGCGGUCAAGACCAUCACCAUCCUGGCCAUGGGUCAGGUGGACGGCGACCUGCUGACCGGCGUGUGCUACGUGGGCAUCUACAACGUGGAUGCCCUGCGUGGCUUCGUCCUGGCACCGCUCUUUGUCUACCUCUUCAUCGGGACGUCCUUCCUGUUGGCGGGCUUUGUGUCGCUGUUCCGCAUCCGCACCAUCAUGAAGCAUGACGGCACCAAGACGGAGAAGCUGGAGAAGCUGAUGGUGCGGAUUGGCGUGUUCAGCGUGCUCUACACUGUGCCUGCCACCAUCGUCAUCGCCUGCUACUUCUACGAGCAGGCCUUCCGCGAGCAGUGGGAGCGGACCUGGCACAUGCAGACGUGCAAGCGCUUUGCCGUGCCAUGCCCGGCGGGCAACUUCGCGCCGAUGACGCCUGACUUCACGGUCUUCAUGAUCAAGUACCUGAUGACAAUGAUCGUGGGCAUCACGUCGGGCUUCUGGAUCUGGUCAGGAAAGACGCUGCAGUCUUGGCGCCGGUUCUACAAGAGGCUCGGCACCAACAACCAGGGAGAGACGACGGUGUAGUGUGUGUGGUGGGGUGGGGGGAGGUUGAAGUAAAUGAGAACCAUAAGUGAGGGUUGAAUUAGAACCCAGGCGUUGACUUGGACUUGUUAUGGACGCUGGACUCCGUUUCUAAAAAAGAAUAAACGAUGUUGUGCGGAGAACGUCCUGUCUGGCUCACUGAGCGUCUAUUUUUUUUGUUUUGUUUUUUUGACUGAGCCUUUUGUUCGCCAAGAGGACGGGUGGAAAUCUGGCAUGCGGGCUCUCUGAGUCCUCUUUCAAACCCUGAGACGGAGAGAGAGAACUGAGUCGAGCUAUUGAAACAUGAAUAUGAUGCCCUGGAGGACAUGCCAUAUCCAAAGGACUAUUUUUAUAUUUGAUCCUCUGACACAAUGAAAGUCUGUUUUUUUUGUUUUUUAUUCAGCUUUCUUGGUUUCCCGCCCCAGUCCAUAUGUGUAGUUUUUAUUUUUUCAUAUUCAUAUACAAAUCAAAGACACAAUUUUCAGACCUUGUGGAAUAAAGCCCACCUGUGCCAUUUUCAUGCCCCCCGCUCCCCUUAUUACCUGUUUGUUCAUUACAAAAGACAAGUUAAAGGCUCUGGAAUGUGUUUUCUCCCCUCAUGAUUGUGUUUUUGCUCAUUGCUGCUGGUUUUUAUUCGACACAAGACAAACUCCACAAGCAUCCCCCGAACUAUCACAUGUCCCAGACUGAACGGACAGAGAAAACUCAAUUUUAAAGGGGAGUUAACGUCAGGCUUGUGUAAAAGCUGUCAGCAAAAAAAAAGGAAAAAAGAAAAAAGAAAAGAAAAAAGCAAAACUGCCUCAUUUAUAGCUCCACAUAUUUUGUAAAUAUACACUCUUCGAAAAGAAAUGUAUUUAUGAGAAUUUAAUUGUUUUUUCAAUUUAAAAAAUGCUACACAGCUUGUACUUGUACAGUUUUACAGAAUAAAAUGGUACAGUUUUUAAA